AUGUCGGAACCGUUUGAUUUUCGGAUUGAUAUUGAUGAAUCGCAAAUAAAUCCGAAGGAAGUUCCUUUCUGGUUAACGGUAGCUUCCGUUAUACUUUUCUUGGCAUGGGGAACAUUUGUAGUUCUGUUUUUCUCGAGGAUCAGUGCUAUAUUCUUCACUUUUGUGAUUGACAAAUAUCUUCGGCUAUCCAAAAAUGGAAUCCACUUCAGGAUAGGAGGAAUAUCCAUCUCAGGCUUACACGCUGGAAAGAUUAUGUUCCGAAAUGUAAUAUAUGAUAAUGGGGAUAUGACAAUGAAAGUGAGCGAUGGACAUGUAUUGUUUAAAUAUUGGAGAUCCGUCGAACAUAGACAUCUUAAUCUUUCAACAAAAAGAGCAUCUAGGCUACAUCUAGUUCUGCACGGGUUACAUGUAAAUAUCUACAAUAAUUUAACGAAAUAUACAGAAAUUGCUCGGAUUCGUAGAUUUGAUUGGUUUUUCGAAAAUACUAAUAUGAACGAUGCAAAACGACCACAGAACAAGCCACCAGAUACUUUCAGUUCACCACCAUCUUCUGUCUGGGAAAACAUGUGGAAUCUUCUAGGAGUUGUACACGUUGAAGUGUCGGCUGGUUGUGUUCUUGUUGGAAACAAAUAUCUACCGUAUGCACUUUGGACGCGCUUUGAAAAUCUAAACAGUAAAACAAGUGUAUCAGAAUCAGCAAACGAUCGUGCUUUGUUAACAUUUGAUGGCGAAACCGAGAACGUGGCCAUAUCUUUAGUGAAAAACGAACAAUUUCAAUUUACUGCAAAAGAUAAAGAGCCCCCAAGAACGACUGGCAAUGACGGAUGUCCUAUUCUACGUUCAGCAUCACUUGAGUUCACUUACAAACAAGAUUUAUUGGGUUACGUGACAGAUGAUGAACCACAAAGUAUCACAUCAAAGUUACCUCUGUGGUCUUCCGAAUGGCGAUUCGGGAACAACACCGUCUUGUCGUACGGUCCAUGGACAGAACAACAACGAUUCCUAAUUUAUUCGUUUUUCUACCCUCCUGAUUAUCAAAAUGUGUCACCAACAGUCAUGCCAACGAGAGGACAGAAAAGAAUACACAUAAAACAUGAUGUGAAAGUUAUUCUGACAAAAGAAACAUGCAUGGAUAUUUGGUUCAUGAGGGGAGAACAACUUGAAAGUAUUAGAACUCGAUGUGGAGCUCAGAGCAGUCUCGAUAUGUCUAUUCUGUGGAUUACAACUGAUAAAGGUUUCUAUUGGAAUAUGAAUGCCGAAUUUCUGAACUUCGAAGCCACUACAUCACUGGUGUUUACCAAGCUUCUUACAUGUCAAAAGUUCAAUGUGAAUGGUAGUUUUGUCUAUCCUUUGACAUGGAAUGGAGAACAGUCAUGGACGCUCGAUUAUACAUUCACAAAAGCUGUUGCUUGGUUUGUCUGGGAUCACAAACGGCUUUUCACUGAUCUUAUCAAUGAUUGGAUUGGUGACGAACCUUCAGAUAUAUCGAAAUUCGUCCCGUUUCGUGUUCAUAAUCAUAUGCGAGUUGUGGAUAGUUUCGAGGUGAUUCUGCUGCUGAAUGAGUCAAACUGGGUGGAUACAUCUGAUAUGAAUGCAGAAAACGUUGAAGUAGCUAUAGUUGGAGAGAAACUUUCAUUCGAUUGUGAGCUUCCAUUCGUCGAUUUCUUGCCACAGAUACAAUCAAUGAAGUAUGAUUUGAAAGGAGAAAAAGGUGUUGCAAUGAGAGCAAAGUUCCCUCCUGAUUCUGCCACUGAGCCAAUGCGAGCUGCAUUAUUACGACUUGCAAGAUGCAAUUCGUACGCUCCACCUUCCAAUCAUGGAACUCAUUCUCUCGAUAAAGACACAUGGUUUGAACUGUGGAGAACAGAACUAGUGAAAAUGGAUUUUGACCAUCGUUAUCGUCCUCUAGUUGUCAAAUCGAAUAUUCCUUCAGAUAUUCCAUUCUCAGUUCUUUCCGAUUACCUACCCCCGCCAGCCAAUCACCCAUGGGAUCUCGAACCUGAUUUCCUCGGUGUGAAUAUUUUGAUUGAAGGAAGUGAUGUCAAAUUCACCGGACUUUUGGUUAAACUCUUAUUCGAACUCAAAAACAAUUACUUCGGUUGGUAUGAUUCUAUAACAUCAUUGGAUGAUGAAACGAAUAAAAUCAGUGACCCAGUGAAGUUGAAAGCAUCGUUUGAUAAAACCAAUGCUAAUGAUAUGAAACCAAUUGAAUAUUUCCGAACAAUGGAUGUUGAUGUUACAGUGCGUGUGUGCAACAUUCGUGCAGAAAUGCUCGUUUAUUCACCAGCAGUCGAUGAAGGAGCUGAACCAGAAAAAGUUCCAGUUGUUUUUGUUGAAGAAGUUGCAGUUGAAGUAAAGAAAACAAAAACUGAAGCCCUCAUUCAAGUUGGAGUUAGUCCGGCAUGCGCUUAUUUAGAUCCAUCUAGUACUGGAGCAGGCCCCGGAUGUAUUACACUUUCUGGUUUCCAGUUCAGGGGACACGCAAUGUAUUCUUCAAAGGACGUGGCUUGGAAUAUGGGACUUGUUGAAUACGGCUGGAUCAUGGAGAUUCUAGUCGGGGACAUUGCAGGAACGCUCGAUUUCCCUGCACACGCAAUCGUGCUCCAUCAAAUAAUCGAAUCUCUUCUCAUUUUCGUGAUAUCUCCAGAUGAUGCAACCAGAGUUCCUGAUCGUAUGCAAUUUUGUCAACAUGGACAGUUAAUCACGGCUUGCUCAAUAGCCGGAAAGAAAACGAAUGAGUUGUUAGGACCAUGUCAAACGGAAGAAGAAAUGAAGUACCGACAAAUCAGAGUAUCUGUAGAUUCGGUUAAUUUGACAUUUGUGGAGGAGAAAACUAUUCUUCAAGUAGUUGCAGAUCCUGUCCGAGUCACUGUGUGUAAUGCUCACGAAGGACGUUUCACCGAGCACGUUUGCGUGAGAGUACCUGGAAUUUCGAUUCGUCAAGCUGUUCGAAUAAGAGAAAAACCAGAAGUUGUAUGGAUUGAAGGAGCAAAUGCCGCUAUUGAGGGUAUAUCUCUCGAUAUUGAACUGCCUGUCUCGAAAAAGGCUUCUCCUACGAUAGGGAAAGAUCGUCUUCAUUUCGCGAAGCUACAUGAUGCCGAUACCAAACGAUUACAUUUUCUCUGGGAAGAUCAUUCAGUCUGGGGUUGUGCUUGUUUUGGAAACACUUGUUUUUUUGGUGAUACUGAUGAAAUCGGAUUAUCCUUUAUGGAGACAAUGAAGAAAAAGAAAUUCUUCGUUCCUGGCAUAGAGAGGAAUGCCGAGAAGCAGCCACAAGUUUUACAAAGUGUAAUUUUGAAAAACAAGUCGAUGCUGAGCGAGCAAGAACACAUGUUCUAUAAAAGACCAAACAGAAGAGAUACAACCAUUAAUAUCCGGAAACAAUCAACAGAUGACACUGAAUCAUUCCAUUCGGCUAAAUCUCAGCAAGCUCCUGGCCUUCGUAUACUCCAAUCUAUUGAUAUGACAAGCAGCUACGCGAAGUUUGUGGACAAUGUUAAAGUUGAAAUGCCGUCAUCCGUGACUGUUCCAAAGUUUGGAGAGCCUGGAGCCAUUCUAGAAUGGUGUCAAGCUCACCCAGCAACCAAAAUUACUCACGAUGUUGCAACAAAAGGCGUAAACGAAUUGAGAUUUCCUACAAAGACUCAGAAAUCCAACAAUGCAUUCAGUGUCGUUGAUAAAAAAGAACCAGUUGAACAAGAAGUGGAAUACGGUACUACUCGAGAGGUUGUUGGCAAGCGUCGUCUUGCUAUAAGUGGAGUUGCCGCAACAUCUUUUGAUGUGUUUGUAACUCCCAUUGGAAUUGAAGGAAUCGAACGGUUUAUCACAGCCGCAAGUCACACCAUCCCAGCUAUCAACCCAUGCAUUCUUGUACAUAUUUGUUACCGGGAAUGUGUUCUGAGGAAACACCGGCAACCUCUCACAGAAAGUUUAUUCGUUGAUGAUGAAAAUGACUCUGAUCAUCUAUCCGAAGUUGAUAUAACUGUAGAUCUUCCUCGAGUUACAAUUGGAUUGUUUCAAUGUGGUGUCAAGAAGAAUGUUUUCAAGACAAAUAGUACUGAUCACAUCACUGCUAAUAUGGGACUAUUUCUUAUUGAUCGUGCUUUCAUACAAUCGAAGCUUCCAAGAGAUACUAUUGGAAAUGCAUUCUCUGCAGACAAUUCGAAUCUAGCCAGUACAUUGUAUCAACUGAAAGGUAGCGCUAUUACUGUUCAGCUGCUACAACUAACGAACCGAGAUGCGCCGGACUUCGGGAGUAGUGGAACCUCUUCUACGCCUAAUAACUGGGAUCAAUGCGCGAUCUCUCGAAGAAUGAGCAAUUUGGAACCGAGAGUAAUGCUUGACUUCAAUAUUUCCGACACUUCGAUCAUUCUCGAACGACGACCUGUUAUCGUUCUGGUCCCAGGAAAAUCGACAACCACAAACACUCCAAUAAACUCUCCCGCUUCUGCUCCUACACCUACACCCACACCAGUCAACAAAACAUCGAUGCUUAUGUUGACACCGGCAGUCGGAGCGGAGACAAUUCCAGUGAAACGGAAACAAAGGAUUCAUUGCGAACACUAUCUCAAAGCGGAAAUAGGAUCAGUCACAACUUCUCUUGUUAUGGCUCGUCCACAAGAACUGACUGCAGGCGACGAGUUCCCGAUUUAUGAAGCAUUAGCUCCAGUUAUGGUGUCUUGGUUGAGUGUACUGGAUAACUUUCAAAGAACUGUCGACAAGACGAUACACAUUUACGAAUGCUGGAAAAAUGUUGCCAUGGUAAAAAUUGUAAGACUCGCCUACGAUGCACCGGAGAAAAAAGUGGAUGUAAAAAUAGGAAAAAAUAGAAUGGAGACGACAAGAGUUCUCGCUGCACAUCAGUCUUCUUGCCCUUCCUGUUUACUAUUGAAAACACUUUUCCGAUGGUUCGCUUAUGCUGAGAAAGCUCCGGAUGCUAUAAAACAUCGUCUUGAAAUUCGACCCGAGUUCGAAGUAGAAGAAACAAGAAAAAUAGCUCUGAUGUCGGUUCUCAGUCAUUGGCAGCUAUGUGUCUCAAAACAGCUGAAACUUGCUUCUCUCGAAGAUGCACACAAGUUCAAAGUGGCUCGAUCCGAAACAGCAUUAUCUGCUCUCGUGCGGAGUGAAAGAAGAAGAGGGAAGAAAAUUUCAGUGAAGAAGAUUCCUAAUAAAAGAGAGACUCGAGUUGUUAUGGAAACGAAAACUGAACAGCCAAAAGCAAUACUAGGAAAAAUGUCUCCAGCUCCGUUCAUAAAUAAAUUUCGGAAGCAAGCUGGCGAUGAAGAGAAUUCAAUUAAAUAUCUCGAUGAUUUAGAAAUGCAAGAGCUCGGAACCGGUGUGAAAUCGUAUGAAGAAGAUGAUGACGAAGACAAUCUGCAGUUUGAUGAUGAUUUCGACGUGGAGCCUAAAAUAGAUCAUAAAGUUGAUUUGUACACGUGGAUGCGAAAUGCUCAAAGAGAGUCUACAUUGCGCCGAAGGAAACUUGCUGGAGGGAAUGAGGCGAUACCAGUUGAUCUAAAUGCUAGUGGAGAUGUGAACAAUAUGGACAUUCAACAAAAAGCUUAUUACUAUAAUAUAUACAGAUGGGCACAGCUUCAGUGGACUUCACUCGAUAGUAUUGACAGAGAUUAUUGGCAUUUGGAGUAUUCAAUUGAUCUGAAAGAAGUUGAUAUUCGGAUGAUGGCUAAAAGCAUAAAGAGUUCAACCGAUCAUUCAAAGCAGUUUAUAACACCCGCACAGCAAAAAGUGAUGCAGCUUCGAGGAGCAAGAGUAGAUGGUGGAGUCAUAUGGAAAAUGGAAAGAGACGAGAGAAAAAAGAUUCCACUACACGGACAGUACAACGUUAAUUAUAACGCUACAGUUGAAAAUAUUCGUUUUUUAAUUGGUAUGGCUACAGUGUCUCUUGCAAAAGAACUGUCAUUAGUAUUUCGAGUCGCAAUGGAAGCCAAGAACGAACUGAAAUUGAAUGCAACAGCAGAAUCGACUCCAAGGAAUGAAGUCAAAGUCUUUCCACCAGCGAACACGGGAUACGAUCUGUCAGCUGAAUGGGACGAAAAAGUGUUGGAUAUGAUACGAACAUAUGAAAAGAAUAAGCAAAGAAGUGCCACCACAGGAAUGGAGAAGGUGAAAGUUAUGGUGAACGGAAAGACGGUUGUUUCGUCAGUUGUUCUGGAAUCGGUUCUCAACGAUCUAUACGUAUCUGUCACAAUAUCUCAGAUUGAUUUGACCCAUUCUAAAAAUCCAAUGCCCGAUGUCCCUGUUGCUCUUCAAACGUCUGUUACGUUUUCCACUGCUAACGAAGAAAAGAAAAAUGCUACUUUGACAAAGAAGUCUCUUUCUUCCACUUUCAAACUUGAUGAUUUGACAGUUUCGAUAACAAAAAUGAAGCUGACUCUAUCUGAAGCCGACAGCACAAAUAAGAAGUCUGAUAUACUGCGUUGUACUCUUAAUUCUAGCUUUUUCAAUAUCCAUACUAAAAUCAGAACUCUCGGAUCGGCAAAAGAAGCUAAUCGUUCAAGCAACUCUCUCGUCGCCAACAGCAUUGCCACUACAGCAACAUUACGAUUAGGAGCUCUGGAUGGAAACAUGCCGAUGGCUGCUUAUUCUUUACAUGAUGUCGUCAUGAGACAUGGAAAAGAAUUGGAGCAACAAUUGAAUCGCCUGGCUGCUCAACCUGCAUCCACUCCUUUGAGCAAUUCAACACCAUUCCCAAUUGUCGAUCAACCACUUCUCACAAAAGUGACUGAUCCCAAGCACAUCGCUAGUGCUGAGCCGUCAGUUGGCAAUCUUAAAGAGUUGAAGCCAUUUGCAACUACCCCUGUAUCUCCCGCAGUAGCCUAUUCUACUGGUAUGAAGAUCAAUGGACAUAUGGCUAGGAAAGUCCCUGUUGCUGAAAUUACUUUUAGCAUUGAGCUAACAAGUAUAGAAAUGAAUAUUCAACUGCUUCCAAGUCUUCAAGCAAAGUAUAGGAUCAACAGAGCAACAAGCAACGGCAUAACUGGAGUGCAAGCAAAUUGGUCCAUUCUUCUGGACGAACACUUUUUCGAGUUCUGUGUUACUGGCCAAGGCGGGAAGACUGAAACGUUCAGGCUACUGUUGCCUUCUGUGAGAUCCGACGGAAUCUACCAGGCUGAACAAGGGAACUCGUCACACAAGCCAAGUACUGAUAAAAAACUCAUUUAUCGAGAAGGAGGCAGUCUUCAGAUGUCAGUAGUUCUAGGAAGUGUCAAUCAUACAUUCACAACCGAGUUGUUGAAUCAGUUGAUGUUUGCAGAACAUUCUUUCAGAACAGAACUCACUGCACUUAUCAACAGAAUUCGGUCAUCUUCUUAUGUGUCAAGUUCUACUAGAUCUCCGAUGAGCAGCCAAUCUUCGAACGACCGUGCUAACUCGACGGCUAACCUGAAACUCUUGCUGCCAGCUCAAAAUUUGGCUCCAGUUCAUGUUGAAAAAUCUCCACUUUUAUUUUCAAUCAAAAUUCGGACAAAGAAUGCAUCGAAUAGAGAAAAGGAAAAGAAUGAGAAAAAGGAAAAAGAGCGAAAAGAGAAGGACCCGAAGACACCGAAAAGUGGAAAUCUUGGUGGCACUGAUCAGUCCUCUUCAUCGGUUCUAGAGAAAUCAACACCAUGGUUGCAAUUAACUGCAGCCACUCCAACACAAACUGCAGUGCGCCUUACCAUUGACAGUCUGGAAGGAGAACUGACAAACAAAUGGGUUGUGAAAGAAGAAGGAUCAAAAGAACGGAUAUAUGGAAACGCAGUAAUUCAUUUCAAUGCUAAACUGGGACAGAAAAUUGAUGGAUCAUCAACGUCCGAUCUUCAAGAGUUUGCUACGUUCAUGACUCAAGUGCGCGUUGAAAACAAAGAGCGAAACAUGUUUAACAGCUCAUAUUCCUACCACGUGUCAUUAAACCGUCCGAUAUUUUUGGUGAAGGCUGCUGCUAUUGACAAAGCUAUUCUACUAUGGCUGAACUACAAAAACACAUACGAUUACUGGAGAAACGAACGUGAGAAAGUAGUUCAGGAAAAGACAACGAAAAAAUUGUCAAAUGCUACUAUGUUUUCACCAACUCAGAUAGCAGAGGACGCCGAUAUGAAUCUGUCGUUGGCUAUCAAUAACGGUAUGUAUAUGUGUAUGCCGUUAUAUAGCCACGAUGUCACCGAAGGAAUGCCUGCUCUAGUUUUAUCCUUACAAAAAUCGAAUUUGUCUGUUCUUGUGAAAAAGGAACUGACUUGCAAGGCUUCAUUCAAUGGAUUCAAGUGCUCGUUUAUUGACGAUUUUGAUGAACAAGCUCUAACUCAGAGUUUUCUUGAUGCUGCUCACAGUGAUCAAUCGAAUUGUAUAUUUUUCCCUGAAGGAACUUAUCAACUAUGUUCGAAGGCCGAAGCUUCUAAUGGACCGGCAAAAUGGGUGUUAAGUGUGUUUGCUGAAAUGCAAGGAGUUGAAAUUGAUUUGGAUACUCGUAUUGGAAAAUUGGCAAAACUUCUAGUUAACACAUUCUCCAUGAUAGGAAAAGAUGAUGACGAUGAUAUGUCUUUAUGGGGAGAUCAGCGAGAAUUGGAUUCAGAUGAAGAAAAAGUAGAAGGCGCUUCCGAGUUGAAGAAAUUGAAAGCAGGAGAAAAAGUUCCAUGGAUGGAAAACAAAAUGCACGAGCAUUCGAGAGCAGUGUUCGAAUUAGCAUCUCGAGGAGUUUCUACGAAAUUGAUUGAAGCUGAAAAGCAUAAACUCCGGCAAUAUGAGUUGAUUAGAUUCAAGGCUUUCCGACGAAAUAUGGUUGAGAAAUUCAGAAGAGGAACAAAUGCCAGCAGGCAACAUACGGAAACGCCUCCACCGCCUAAUCGUGCUGGAUCUAAUUCUAGACGGAACUCAUCAGCUAAACCAACAGUUUUGACAACCUUAAAGGAGGAUGCAACGCAAGAAAUCACACCUUCAGACAGCGAAACUGUGAAUUUCAACUUAGACGUUAAAGUGAAUAUUGAAUCUGGAACGUGCACAGUACGGACAGGGAGAAAGGAAGGUUCAAUGCAGUUAGGUUUGCCUGGAAUAAGAGAACCAUUGAAGCGAUUGAACUUGGGAGCGAAGGAUAUCAAAGCAAUGUUUGAACCACAGAUCAUCACUACAACAACUUUCAGUAUUCCGAGUGUGGAAAUCAAAGCUUACCACGUUUCUGAUCCAUCCAGUCGAACUGCAAACCAAUUCAGUCAUGGUGGCAACGAAAAAAUAUCGAAACCUUCAGCUCGAGAUGCAGAUAAACUGCACCGAGAUUUAAACAACAAAUCAAGGUUCGGUAACACUCACAUUAGUGGAGAAAAACCACCUGCUCUGUCCUCGAAACGUGGAUGUUUCUAUAUUUUCGUCGGAUUGGCUUCUAUGCCUAAUGAGACUGUUGUAACUCCUCAUCUGGCCACUUAUCUCGAACAAGUUCUGGAACCACUCCCACCUUCUGCAGUGUUCCAAUCUCAAAAUAACACAAGAGAAGCAUCUGUAGUUGAUGAUGGAAAAGGAGAAGCUAGCAAUGAAGUUCACAACAUUGUCGCAAUGGACACUGCAGCAUUUCCAAUUGACUUCGUAUUCUAUUUAGAUGUGCAAAGUUCAUCAAUUCGUUUUGAUGGAAAACAACCAACUUCACGAAGUCAGACACAAGCGGAUUGUGUUCUGACACUACCACGACUCACAUUGGAAUUGACAUCAAAACGUACUAAAGACAAUAUUGACAAUUAUGUCGGCGGAAUCCACAUUUCUGGACAGUUCAAAGGUUUCAUGUUGAAGAUUUUCAAUCCACUCGAACCGGAGCUUGAUACAUCAAGAGCUCUCCAGCUCUCGUUGGAUCUUCUUUCAUUUGUAAUCUCGAGAAACAAAAAUUCCUCAACUGAACCAGACAAUCGUGUUCGAUUCGUGUUUUCAUCACAAAUCAGCAAAGCUUCAUUUGAGUACAAUUUCCGACGUCUUGGAGAGCUUAUUCAGUUCCCAAAACCAUGGUAUCGAGCUGCGAUUGCAAGACGUGUUUUCUUCGGAGAUCAGGCUGCACCCCGACCAAGAGAUGAUGCAAGUGACAUAACAGGAACAACUAGAAGCCGCUUCCCAACAGACCCGAGGAGUUUACAUCCACCUGCGAGUACGGCUAGCACCGGUUCUGGGAGUAACAUUCCACAUCAGAAAAAACCAUGGACAGCAUUGGUACUAGCAGCAAUCCAAUGGAAUGAAUUUGAAGUAACUGCGCACAUGUCAAACACUAUGGGGAAAACAACAUGGAAAGCCACAAAAGGACUGCUAUGGGGCGAUGCGAAGCUAAAUUCGUUGAACGAACGAGAUGUCAGCAUUUCGUUUGUACUCGGCUCUAGCGAAUUGUGUGCGAGAGAUGGAGCUAUCAGUGGAAUUGUCAAAUUGAAUAACUUGAAAAUAUCUGCUGAUCAUUCAUUAUCAGCUGAUGUGAAACGGAAACCCAGAAACAAAGCAAAAAUUCGACUUGAUUGGAUCACAGCAAACAUCGAGUGGAUGAGUCGACGAGUAUUGAUUGCUAAAUGGAGUGGACCUUGUGUUCGAGUGGAAGACUAUUAUAAAGGAGUUCAAGAGAACGAUCAGAUGGUACUAUGUAACCUGGGAAUGGAAGUGAAGUCAGCAUGGGAUGAUUUACAAGUAGUUAUUACCAAGACUACGGUAGACGACAUUGCUGCUAUUGUGAAUCGUUUGAUUUCCUUUUUUGAUGAACAACUCAAAAACUCACGUAUUCUUCUCGGAAACUUCAACGCUACUACGAAUUCGAAGAAGCAACCUCUGAUUCCAGCUGAAACCAGGAAACCAACAACUCAUUUCUGGGAGAAAGUUUUAGAUUAUAUGUCUGAAAUGCAAAUAAAUGAGCAGCUGAUGGGAUUGAUGGAACGGGAAGGUGCAAAAGUAGGAGGACACAUGGAGCUGAAAGCGAAAGGGAUCUCUUUGGUGCUAAUGAAAGGAGACAUGAACUCAGACACGUGGGCAGUAUUCCAUCUCCGGGACGCUUGUAUUGAAUUCGAUCCAGAGGCACGGAUGAACUUUUUGGAUAAUACUGCCCAACAAAAAAUUGGAAUUCUUCUCAAGCAGACGUUUUGUCUGAAGCUUGGAUCGCGGGAUGGAAAUCAGUCUGAAAAUCGAGCGAAUGUGUGUAGAGUUCAAACCCGAUUCAACAACUCAAGCCACUUGCAAAAAACAGAUGAAAUUUUGGAAUUUUUCAUAGGAGACGUGAUGAAAACAAUUGGAUCAGGACAGACUGAGAAGAAGAAGAAGAAUGAAGUUGGACCAGUUCAGUCUCCGAAUUCGGAAAAUGAGAACACUGCAAAAUCGCCGACAUCAAUGAGCUCGUUUGGUAGAUUCAGGUCUCCCGCAUCUUCGAAGACUAAACAAUCGGGAACUGCAACAAAUCACAAUGUUAUGGAGUUGUUCCAAUUCCCCGGCUUGGAAGCGACAAUGACAUCUCACCAAUUGAAUGGUGUCGAUGAUGGAGAUAAGUACGAGACAGUGUUCCAGGAACCAAUGGAAGUUUCAACAACAUUUGUUUGCGACUUCUUCAGUGAGGUAGCCAUCGAAACAAACUUCAAUGCUCAAGUCUCAUUUCUACCCGAGCUUCUCAAAAGCUAUAUAAAAGAGUCUCAUAAUUCCUCUUCAUCAUCUCAUUCUACUCACUCGUCUCCUGCCGUAUCUUCCAGCAAAGAAUCUAUCACAUCUGAAACGAGCAAAGACCUUCGAACAUUUAUUUGUAAAGAAUGGAAGGUGGAACCAAAAGUUCGAUUUAUCGAUCGGAUCAAGUGGACGCCUCCUGUUGUAGAUGAAAUUUUGAAGAAACUUCAAAUAUUCGACCAUCGUAACACUAUUCCAAAAGUCAUUCAGCGAGCUGUGCUCGAUCCACUUGAUGCAACUCUUGCCUCUUCAGUUAUUGCAACUUUACAAAUAGUUGAUAAUAAAAAGACUAUUCAAAAGUUCAAAAAGAGUCGAACUGAUUCGAUUGCACCGACUCCAAAGAGACGAGACAGCCGUCGUUCCAGCAGCGAAGAAGUCUCUGUUCAAAUAGACAUUCCAGACAUUAUGGCCAAAAUAUACAAUGCUUCUUCUUCUUCUUCGAAUUCUAAAUCAAAUUAA
Messenger RNA from Caenorhabditis remanei, 12108 nucleotides. RefSeq lists its product as uncharacterized. The transcript is spliced from 33 exons. Gene Ontology annotation, biological process: synaptic vesicle endocytosis. The coding region runs from base 1 to 12108 and encodes 4035 amino acids. NCBI's taxonomy places the organism in Eukaryota, Metazoa, Nematoda, Chromadorea, Rhabditida, Rhabditidae. The record is from RefSeq and is a predicted model, not a curated record.